Sorex fumeus (smoky shrew) is the source of this 3514-nucleotide messenger RNA. RefSeq names its product PPARG coactivator 1 beta (gene PPARGC1B). NCBI's taxonomy places the organism in Eukaryota, Metazoa, Chordata, Mammalia, Eulipotyphla, Soricidae. Gene Ontology annotation, molecular function: RNA binding; transcription factor binding. Gene Ontology annotation, cellular component: nucleus. The transcript has 13 exons. Gene Ontology annotation, biological process: positive regulation of transcription by RNA polymerase II. The record is from RefSeq and is a predicted model, not a curated record. The coding region runs from base 57 to 2993 and encodes 978 amino acids.
CCCUCCCGGGCCGGCUCGGCGCUGACUCCGCCGCACGCUGCAGCCGCGGCUGGAAGAUGGCGGGGACCGACUGCGGCGCGCUGCUGGACGACGAGCUCUCCUCCUUCUUCCUCAACUAUCUGGCCGACACGCAGAGUUGGGGUUCCGGGGAAGAACAACUCUACGCCGACUUUCCGGAGCUUGACCUCUCCCAGCUGGAUGCCAGUGACCUGGACUCGGCUCCCGGCUUCGGGGAGUCUCAGUGGUGUCCAGAGAACCCCGAGACAGAGCCCAGCCCGUACAGCCCCGAUGAUUUGGAGCUUUUCCAGAUCAUUGGCAGCGAGAAUGAGGCCCUGCUUGCGGCCUUCACCAAGACCCUGGACGACAUCCCCGAAGACGAUGUGGGUCUGGCCGCCUUCCCAGCACUGGACGGUGGAGAUGUGCUGUCCCACGCUUCGUCCUCGCCUGCUCCCUCCUCCGCGCCCCCCAGCCCGUCCCCGGAGGAGCCCCCAGCCCCGGUCUCUGAAGUGGAUGAGCUCUCCCUGCUGCAGAAGCUCCUCCUCGCUACGUCCUACCCCGCGUCGAGCUCGGACACGCAGAAGGACGGGACCCCCUCGUGCCAGCCAGGCCUCCGGUCCAAGAGUCAGCGGUCUUGUGUCAAGGUGGACGGCACCCACGACAGGAGGGGCCCCCUGACUCCGCCCCAGAGCCGGAGCUGUUCGGAGCUGCAUAAGCACCUCGUCUCUGCGUCCCCCUGCCUCCAGGCCAGGUGCCUGCAGCCCCCAGCACCUCCAAGCCCCGACCUCCCCGAGCAGGAGGAGGUGGAACUGGGCGAGGACUGCCCGAGCCCCCAGCCCACCCCAGUCUCCCCCCAGGCAGCCCCCGCGCCGGGCGGGACAGGCCCCAGCACCUCGGUUUCCCAGGAAGACAUGCAGGUCAUGGUCCAGCUCAUCCGCUACAUGCACACCUACUGUCUCCCCCAGAGGAAGCUGCCCCCGCCAGCCCCGCAGCCAGCCCCCCAGCCCUGCAACAGCCCCUCCAGGCAGGCCCGUGCCCGGCCUGGUCCCCAGCACCCCUCCAAACCCUCCUGGGCCGAGUUCUCCAUCCUGAGGGAACUUCUGGCUCAAGACCUCCUCUGUGACGUCAGCAAGCCCUACCGCCUGGCCACGCCUGUCUAUGCCUCCCUCACCCCUCGGCCCUGGCCCCCCAAAGACAGCCCUGCCUCCCACGGGGAUGAGGUGAGAGUCGCGGGCUCGCCCAGGAACGCAGGGCCCCGGCCCAGCCUGCGCCCUCUGAAGCUCGACAUGAGGGGCCGGCUCGGCCGGUCGGCCAGGCUGAAGGACGAGGAAGAGGAAGAAGAAGAAGAAGAAAAAGAAGAGGAGGACGAGGACGAGGAGGACGAGGAGGACGAGGAGGAGUGGGGUCGGAAAAGGCCAGCUCGAAGCCUGCCAUGGACCAGGCUGGGGCGGAGGCAGGAUGGCCCAGGCCCUGUGCGGCGCUCACGCAGACUGAACCCUGAGCUGAAUCCCUGGCUGGGUCGCACGGACGAGGCUGUAGGGCCCGCUGAGCCCCAGGCAGCCCUGGCCUCCCCACACCUGGACCCCAAGACCUGCGACGUGGACGAGGAGAGCGCUCAGGACCAGCCGCUCCUGCAGGGACCUCAGACCCCGACGCUGGAGAGCCCCUGUGAGAGCGGAUGUGGGGAUGCCGAGGAGGACCCAGGCUGUCCACAGCUUCCGGCCAGAGACUCUCCCAGGUGCCUCAUGCUCGCCUUGUCACAAAGUGACCCUCCUUUUGGCAAGAAGAGCUUCGAGCAGACCCUCAGCGUGGAGCUCUGCGGCACCGCAGGACUCACCCCGCCCACCACGCCCCCAUACAAGCCCGCCGAAGAGGACCCCUUCAAACCUGACAUCAAACACAGCCCGGGCCGGCCCGGGGCUGCUGGCCUCCCACUGGUGGCCGCCACCGCAGGCACCGUCGCCCACCGGCCACCCAGGAAACAGCCCGAGCGGCAUGAGCUGCUGUCCCAGCUCCGGCUGGCUGCCGCCGCCGCCACACCCCCAGCCGCCUCGCAGGCCGGCCAGAAGCGCCCCUUCUCCUGCUCCUUUGGAGACCACGACUACUGCGAGGUGCUCAAGCCCGACAGCGCCCUGCAGAGGAAGGUGCUGAGGUCCUGGGAGCCGGCCGGGCUGGCCCUGAACAACCGGGAGGAGGACAGUGCGCUGCUGAGGGACCACGAGAUCCGCGCCAGCCUCACCAAGCACUUCGGGCUCCUGGAGAGCGCCCUGGAGGACGAGGACCUGGCCUCGUGCAAGAGCCCUGAGUACGACACCGUCUUCGAGGACGGCAGCAGCAGCAGCAGCGAGAGCAGCUUCCUCCUGGAGGAGGACGGGGAGGAGGACAAUGAGGAGGGGGACUCGGGGGUCAGCCCCCCUUGCUCUGACCACUGCCCCUAUCAGAGCCCCCCGAGCAAGGCUGUGCGGCCCCCGUGUUCCCGUAGCCGCUCCAGCUCCGGCUCGUCGUGCCGCUCCCGCUCACCAGCCUCCCGGAGGCCCUUCAGAUGCGGAAGCAGAGGGCCAUGCUCCGAUGGGACACCCAGCUCCCGGCAUGCCAUGAAGCGGCGGGAAAAGGCCAUUGGUGAAGGUCGCGUGGUGUACAUCCGAAACCUCUCCAGCGACAUGAGCUCCCUCGAGCUGAAGAGGCGCUUUGAGGUGUUCGGGGAGAUUGUAGAGUGCCAGGUGCUGAGCAGGAGCAAGAGGGGCGAGAAGUCCGGCUUCAUCACCUACCGGUGCUCGGAGCACGCGGCCCUCUCGCUGCGGAAAGGCGCAGCGCUGCGCAGACGCAACGAGCCCUCCUUCCAGCUGAGCUACGGAGGGCUCCAGCACUUCCGCUGGCCCCGGUACACUGACUAUGAUUCCAAUUCAGAAGAGGCCCUUCCUGCGUCAGUGAAAAACAAGUACGAAGCCAUGGAUUUUGACAGCCUACUGAAGGAGGCCCAGCGGAGCCUGCAUUGAUAACAGCCUUAACCUUCGAGGAAUACCUCAAUACCUCAGACAAGGCCCUUCCAAUAUGUUUACGUUUUCAAAGAAAUUAAGUCUACGAGAAGGAGCGAGAGCGAGCGCGUGAGAGAGCGAGAGACCUGAAACUGCUGUCCUUUCCAAACGAAUCAAUGUUUACAUCGAACAAAGCUGCUUCUGUCCGUGAGUCCCCCAUGGUGUGACGACCCACUGCCACCGUAGGUCCUUGCUUCUGCCGGCCGCCCCCGCCCGCGACCCCAUAGACGUGCAGCCGUGCUCACCAUGACAUUUCUUGUCUGUAGUGUGUGAUGAUGAAAUUGUUACUCGUGAAUAGAAUCAGGAUUAUAAACUCCUUUUUAAUUGAAGAAAAAAAAAAGUAUAUCCUUAAAAAAAAUAAUAAUGUAUUUAUAGCUCAGAUGUCCUGGGCCCAGGAUUAUUGUAUUGCUUCCUUGAUUUUUUAACUAUGCACUGUUGUGAGGCGUUUGCCACUGAGCUGCUCUGCUCCCUUGGUCAGUCUG